This is a messenger RNA of Trichoplusia ni (cabbage looper), 2866 nucleotides long. Its product is annotated as palmitoyltransferase ZDHHC15B. Gene Ontology annotation, biological process: protein targeting to membrane; synaptic vesicle maturation; peptidyl-L-cysteine S-palmitoylation. The record is from RefSeq and is a predicted model, not a curated record. The transcript has 9 exons. Gene Ontology annotation, molecular function: protein-cysteine S-palmitoyltransferase activity. Lineage: Eukaryota; Metazoa; Arthropoda; Insecta; Lepidoptera; Noctuidae. The coding region runs from base 77 to 1279 and encodes 400 amino acids. Gene Ontology annotation, cellular component: endoplasmic reticulum; Golgi apparatus.
GGGUUUAUGUCACUUUUUAUUAUCCUUUUUGUGAGGAGAACAUGGAUAUUUUCAGUUUCUUAUUAUAUUAAUAAAAAUGGCUUCAUCAGUGCAAAACAAUAGAGUUUCGCCACCUGGAUACUGUGUGUGUUGUAGAACGUGCAAUAUGUGGUGUUGGAGAGCUUUUAAGUGGCUCCCUGUAUUGUUAAUAGUGUCCAUUAUAACUUGGUCUUAUUAUGCCUACGUUAUCCAGUUAUGCAUUUUUACCAUUGAGAGUACGGUCCAACAGUGUGUCUAUUUGGUGUUAUAUCAUAUUCUUCUGAUAAUGUUUGGCUGGUCAUAUUGGCGAACUAUUUUCGCUGAAGUCAAACUAAUUCCAGACAAGUACAAAUUGCCUGAGAGUGAAUUAGAAAAAUUAUUGGCGGCUGAAUCAGAGGAUGCUCAGCGAACAAUAUUAGAGAACUUUGCUAAAGAUCUCCCCAUUGUCACUAGGACAAUGUCAGGCUCGGUCCGCUAUUGCAACCGGUGCGUGCUCGUGAAGCCCGACCGCGCCCACCACUGCAGCAUUUGCUCCCGUUGUGUCCUCAAAAUGGACCACCACUGUCCGUGGGUCAACAACUGCGUUUGCUUCCACAACUACAAGUUUUUCAUGCUCUUCCUCGGCUACGCUCUCAUGUAUUGUCUCUUCAUCAUGGCAACGUGCCUGCCUUACUUCAUUCGAUUCUGGAAGAUGUAUCAGGAAUACAAGCAUGCCCACUGCGACCGUUUGAUUGAAAAAGGCUCUGUUUCUAAAAUAUGCAUGGAUAUGAUUAACGGUGACUUCGGUACAGCUGCGAGCGCGGGUCGAUAUCACAUAGUCUUCGCUUUUUUUGUAGCGUUAAUGUUCGCUAUAUCGCUGGGCUCGCUAUUCGGGUACCAUUGCUACCUCGUCGCAAAUAAUAGGACUACAUUAGAUGUGCUCGUAUCUUACCGCCGCCUUGGCAGUCCUACAGGACAGAUCAUAAACACAAUGCUUAAGACUUUGGUCAAUGAAGCGUUUAGAGCGCCUAUGUUCCGAGGAGGCGCUGACAAGAACGGCUUCUCAAUCGGUGCCUUCAAUAACUUCAAGGAGGUUUUCGGUAACAGUCCAAACCUCUGGAUGGUACCAGUCUUCACCAGCUUCGGGGACGGCAUCGUGUAUCCUGUGCCGAGUCUGGACGAAGAGUCGGAGUCUCUCAUCAGCUCGGAGCGGUGGGACCGCUGGGGCGAGCGCGCGCGACCCUUCGACGAGCGCGAGAGCUCCUCCUUCGACGAACUAUGAGUGUAAGCCGUUGUAGCGGCCGUGUGAAGUGCAGGCUUGGAAUACAGGAAAAAGGCUAGCACACACUUGUUACAUACCACGCGUCACGUGCUCAAUUGUAGUACUUAAUAAUCUUUCGACUAUUUCGAAACGCGUAGUCUGCUACAAGUAUGUCCCAACCUUUAGUUCAGCUUUAAUAGAUUGGUAAUAAACUGGUAUGAUUUUGGAGUUUGCUAAUGGGCGAGUAUUUUCGUUAGGAUAAGCUUUUCCAUUAUACUGGUUUGUAUGUGAAGCGAGUUUGUUGUCGAAUUUAAUGAAUUUCCCUUUCUUUACUUAUAAAUGCUAGAUAUUUGCUCGAAAUUAGAUAAUAAUUGAACGUUACGUGUUUUUCUGUAAGCCCCGCUAAUACUUUCAAGAUUGGAACUCUGUUAUGUUAGUACAAAGUCAGCCAUAUAGUUUUAUAGUUUGUACUUAUGUUGUGGCAAGUCUGCACUUCAGGCCGUUCACAACGCCAACGGUAAAGUAUGAAUUGUACAUUAGGUAAAUUGAGUAAAAUGGUGCUGAACGAUAUAAUGUUAUGAAACAGUGAAUUUGGUCAUUGGUAGUCAGCUUUGGCUUAACCAGACAUAGAAUGCUGAAGUUAUAUCAUCACUGUUUAGUAUAUAAUUCUAGGAAAUAGUUAAAGAUAUAUUUAAUCUUUAUUUAGCGUCCAGUCAGUGUUCUUUGAGACUUCCAUUGUUUUAAUUUUGCAGAUGAACAAAUUUGUGUACGAAUACUGAAAUCUUACUUGGGUUUAAGUAAGCUCGUCUUGUCCCUGUCACUCUGUGUAGUACGUAGCGACUGAUAGACAAGGACGUCUUAAAGCUAAGAUUUUUUUGAAUGUCUAUUUUUAUUUUUUAUUUUUGUUUUAUGUCAGACUCUUGGAUUGUUAUGCAAAACUCGUUAUCCUUCUCCAUUAUUCUUCGUUGUGACUUUAAUUUGUGUUUUAUCUGUAUAAUACCCACCUAUAAUAUUCUGCCAUAACCUGUGAUACUCAGUUUGUAAGUAAAGGAGUUUGUUUUACUAUUGAAAAAAAAAUAACCUAUACAUAGUUUUUUUAAACUAAGAGGCUUGUAAUAUAAGUUCUUACUAUUACACGUUGUUCAUCUGUCAAAAUAAAACCUUAUACUCAACUGUUUUCCAUUUUCCAUAUUUUAUCUUACUUAAUUCUUAGCAUAGGGUCAAAGAACACAUCAUAAUACUGUAAAACUAUGUAAGUUAUGCUUAUUAAUGACAAGACUGCAAUAAAGUGCAUAUUUCAAACGAUAGACGAAUUAGACGAUCAAUAUUUGAACGGAUAAAACCGUUUAAGUCCUUAUUUUGGGAAAUUAUUCAUUCUAAUUUAAAAGCGGUGUUACUAUAACUUGAGAAAAUAUGUCUAAAAUGAUGUAUUAUUUCCAUAGAUUAAUUAUAUUUUGACAAUCGUUAUCGCCGAUCGAAUCGCUCAGGUGUCAACUAUAUACCGAACCAUUGAAAUAUCAGGAGUUUGCCGUAGGAAAAGAAAGUGAUAGUGAAAAAGACAUUAAAGAUAAGUCACUAGGAGCCUGUUAGGAACGGAUUCAACAACAC